Messenger RNA from Tachyglossus aculeatus (Australian echidna), 2253 nucleotides. RefSeq names its product ring finger protein 146 (gene RNF146). Lineage: Eukaryota; Metazoa; Chordata; Mammalia; Monotremata; Tachyglossidae. The record is from RefSeq and is a predicted model, not a curated record. The coding region runs from base 393 to 1508 and encodes 371 amino acids. The transcript has 4 exons. Gene Ontology annotation, molecular function: zinc ion binding; poly-ADP-D-ribose binding; ubiquitin protein ligase activity. Gene Ontology annotation, biological process: Wnt signaling pathway; ubiquitin-dependent protein catabolic process. Gene Ontology annotation, cellular component: nucleus; cytoplasm.
GGACCGGAUCGGACCGGCCGGUGGGGGGGGGGGGGGGCCGGCUGAGGAGACACCCAGGGCCGCCGGCCUACCGACAGCCGCAGCGACGUCGUCGUCGUCGUCGUAGUCAGCGCAUCUGAUCCACCUUCCCUCCAGGCUUUCAUUUGGUUUAUUCAAAACUCCAGCGGAGCCGCUUUUUGAAGAAUCUCACCCAGUCCAGACCCAACCAGAGCCUCUGAAAUAGUCCCUCUAUGGGGUUCAAGCUGAGUAGUUGUCGGGAAGCUGAUUCUCAUAGGAAGCCCCUUCGCAAUCCAGGCAAGGAGUGAACGGUGGCGGUGGGGGACAACCCAGCCAAGCUCUGCCCAUGCGAAGAGGAUGCUUUGUUUGCCUGACGUGCGGCGUUUGGAUCUGUAAUGGAAAUCCGGCGAACCGGGUACCGAAACUUAUCUGGUUUCCUUAAAUUGGUUUCCGCGCGGUCAAGAGCGUGUUCUCCUUUCCCCAGGAUGGCCGGCUGCGGGGAAAUCGAUCGUUCGAUGAACACGCUUCCCGCGGACAGGAAGGGGAACGAGUCCUGUUCCGCCGCCGCCACCCCCUCCCUCCCGGUCCCCGAAUGUGCCAUCUGCCUGCAGACGUGCGUCCACCCGGUCAGCCUGCCCUGUAAGCACGUGUUCUGCUAUCUGUGCGUGAAGGGCGCCUCGUGGCUGGGGAAGCGGUGCGCGCUGUGUCGCCAGGAGAUCCCGGAGGACUUCCUGGACAAGCCCACCUUGCUGUCCCCCGAAGAGCUCAAGGCGGCCGGCCGAGGCCACGGCGAACACGCCUGGUAUUACGAAGGGAGGAACGGCUGGUGGCAGUACGACGAGCGCACCAGCAGGGAGCUGGAAGACGCCUUCUCCAAGGGGAAGAAGAGCACGGAGAUGUUGAUCGCCGGCUUCCUGUACGUGGCCGACCUGGAGAACAUGGUGCAGUACCGCAGGAACGAGCACGGCCGCCGCCGGAAGAUCAAGCGGGACAUAAUGGACAUACCAAAGAAAGGGGUGGCGGGGCUGCGGCUGGACUGCGAGUCGAACAGCGUCAGCCUGGCCCGGGAGAGCUCCGCCGACGGAGCGGACAGUACCCCGGCCCAAGGCGGGGCGCCUCCGCCGCCCCUUGCUGCCUCCCCCGCUCCCUUCCGACCUCCGCCGGCCCUCGCCGGCCCGCCCACCAGCCCCGCCACCCCCUCGCCCGACGCGGGCACCGGCCUGGAGGACUCCCUCGCCCACUUGCAGCUCAGCGGGGACGGCCUGGCCGGGCGGGGUCAACGGGGGGAGGGCGAGGAAGACCACGAGGCGCCGCUUCCCGCCAGGCCCCCGGCCGCGGCCGCCGAAGAAACCGAGUCGGACGGCGACGGCGGGGCGGCCGCCCCGGCGCAGCACCGCUCCUCCGGCCGGCAGAGACUUCUCAUUCCCACUGGGAACCAGGCGGCGGAACGACCCACCUCCGGGGGCGGAUCCAGGAGGCCCGACGGACAGUGCACGGUGACGGAAGUGUGAGAAGGCGAGAGCGCGCUCCCCCGCCGCCACCUCGAAGGCUAUCUGUAAAUUCCUCUCCACACUGACAUUACGCUCAUCCCUAGCCGCGUGUUUCGGGGGUGGGAGGGCGGGAAGGGAAGCGGGGAGAGCUGAGCUGGCCUGCAACUAAAUCGUCUAACACGUCUCUGUUGGGAAAUUUAUUUAAGCGUGAGGAGCCCGGGUGUUAACAGUCGAAAGCUGCUUGGCGAUACCCAGUUUUCUUGAAAAUAUCUCUUCCUCAGUUUGUAGCGCUGGUUUUGGGUUUUGGUUUUUUUUUUUGGAGAUCCUCAAUCUUUCCGGCCAACGUGUAGUCCCUGUGCGUCUUUUGACUGUCUUCAUUUUCCGACUGUUGCCCCGUCCCCGUUUCUCUGCAUGGAUCGACGUAGGAAAAGAACAUUAAAAUUGGGAGCUUUGAAGGUGUCGGGCACCAGGAUGGGCAGGGUGUUUCAGUUACCGUGAGAGAGUAGUCGUGAGUUUGGAGUUUGGAGAUGUUCUGAAGUAGAUGAGACAGCUCGAUUUUGUUUUCAAGUUCCCGAGAUGGAAGCGUGUACAAAAGAAAAGCUUACCGUAUCUUAUGUUGCGAAAUUCUUGCCUGUAACACUCUUCAUGGCGUUCCCACCGGCUUUGCCGUCUAGUCCUUGUAGUCUGUUUGAGGUUUCUCUUGAUUUGUCUUUUUUUUUUGUUACAGAAUUUAUAAUUUAAUAAAUACUACAUUUUACCAAAAACA